Messenger RNA from Alternaria arborescens, 1779 nucleotides. RefSeq lists its product as hypothetical. Bases 1 to 1779 code for a protein of 592 amino acids. The transcript is spliced from 2 exons. Lineage: Eukaryota; Fungi; Ascomycota; Dothideomycetes; Pleosporales; Pleosporaceae. The record is from RefSeq and is a predicted model, not a curated record.
AUGGUUCCUUUUCGACGCUUAUCGCAGAGGGGUCGUCGCAGCUUCGAAGACCGCGACUCCUACGAAUGGCAAGACGAACGAGAUCAACGCAUCAUGACGGCAACCUUCCCCAUACACCCGCUGGCCUCCAUGCAGGCGCCCUUCGAGGAGUCCAUGCUCGAUGCAACCGGCGAGACUGGCCAUGUCCCUUUCGUCAACCCCAAGAAGAGCGUCAAGACACGCCAACAGAUGCUGUGCAGAGAAGAGAGUGCGUCAGAGCCUUCAUGGAACUUUACAUACAACUGUCAUUGGAGGAAUAACCCGAAAGGCAAAUUUCAUCCCCUGACGAAGACCGUCGCGCAGAUCGUCUUCGGCGUCCAUCUGCUGCAUCAGCAUCUGGAAAAGUCGGUCGCGGAUGUAGCAGACAUCCUGCUGAAGCAUGUCAAUGAGCUUGAUAGCUUCUUGCAGAGGGCAAACGAAGAUCUCGAAAGCAGCAUGAAAGACAUGCUCUUUCGACAUAAAUGCUUAAAAGUGCCCAUGGAACACGUAAACGAAUUCGAUCGCCUCCUUGAAGACCGUUCAUACCGCGCCCAACUUCUCGACGGCAAUAUCGUAAUCGAGCGCACCAUCGGGCGCAUGUCGCAAUUGCUCAACGACUAUUUGAUCGAUAUAAACGUAUUUCGCGAAGCCAACCAAGAACUCGACUUGUACCUGGGCGACGUAGGCGACGCGUGGACAUACCGUAAUGAGGACAUUGGGCGCAUAUACUCAGCCAUGUGUGGUAAUACUGGGGGCUGGUCGCAGUUUUUGCAAAGCCUUGUGGCAAAGGCCGAAAGACUAGGUGUUGUGCUCGUACAAGUGAGCAGCUACUGCAACGAGAUUGAGAAGCGGUGUGGUGCUGCAAGCCGCCGAAGUUUGAUUGCAACGCGUUCAUCCUCACGAAACUCGUCCAACUCGCGCGAAGCACGUCCGUUCCGAAAUUUUGCCAACAACAAACCUCUUCCUACACCUCCGCCCGAGCGCCCGCCAUUCAUGAAUGCUUCGUCCUCUGGUAGGGAGACCCCUGCCAGUUUUGGCACUCCUCAGAGACAUUCGACCAUAAGAGCAAGACCUCAACAACAGCCCGAGACCACGAACGUGUCCGACUCCACAGAGACGCCAAAACGAAGCGAAGACUCUUCUUCUGCGUCAGCCAUCUCUAAUGUUGACAUGGAUGUGCGACGUCAGACAAAUCAGACAGGGUACUACCGUGAUGCCUGGCACAAUGGAGAGCAGCGCGGAGGAGCGACACUACAAGCAGAGUCUAGUCGCACAAGUCAGCUCUUGGGACAUCAGCACAAAGUGUCUUCGCCAUCUAAUCUAUCUGCAGAGGAGAGCUCACCAGCAACGAAACGUCUAUCAGCGAAACCACAGAACGGAGAUUAUAGCCCACCUUUGACCGGAAAAGAUUCGGCGUACUCUUCUGUGUCAGGCGCAUCGGCCAUGUUACCAGGCUUCGCAUCACCCCGCUCAGUUUCUUCCACGUCCUCUCGACAGACUGCCCAAUUCGGUCUCUUCCCUAGCAGAAAUCUAAGUACGCCGAAAGGUUCGAUAUCUAGCCGACUUGGUGCUAGUUCUCCGGCGUUCGAUCGUCCGGAACAGCACCCUAAACCCGUGGAUAUACCGAAUCGUCCACCGACCUCCUUGUCCACCUUCUCAGACGCCUCGACCAAGCGGCUAUCGAAGCGAAGUAGCUUCACAUCUCUCAAACGGUUAUUCACCAAGAAGAAAUCUGGCGAUAUAGGCCCCAUCGCUGAGUGA